CUGGGCCCGGCGGGCGCAGAGCGGCGAUUCCCGGCGGUACCGGAGGGGCUGGACCGGCGUGGCGGCACCGGCCUUGGCGUCCUGCCCCUGCCCGCAGCAGCCCUGCCCGGCCCUGCCAUGCUGGCCGCAGAAUGGCCCCUGUGGAGCAGGACGCGCUGGCCGUGCGGGAGCAGCUCUUCCACGAGAGGGUCCGCGAGUGCAUCGCCAGCAGCUCGGUGUCAGCAGGAAGGGACCCCACAGAGCCCCUGAACCUCGGAUCUGUGCCCUGCUCUUCGCCAGCCUCUACAUCCUCUGCCACUUCAUCAUAACCCACUUUAAGAAGCACACGGAUUUCACAGCAGUUCACGAUGACGAGGAUGCUGCUGUCAACAGGAUUGCGUUGGGGCUCUGUACCUUCACCCUGGCUGUGGCACUGGGUGCCGUCCUCCUCCUGCCCUUCUCCAUCAUCAGCAACGAGGUGCUGCUCUCCUUCCCCCAGAACUACUACAUCCAGUGGCUGAACGGGUCCCUCAUUCAUGGCCUCUGGAAUUUGGUUUUCCUCUUCUCCAAUAUGUCCCUGGUCUUCCUCAUGCCCUUUGCCUACUUCUUCACCGAGUCAGAGGGGUUUGCAGGAUCCAAGAAGGGCAUCAUGGCCAGGGUGUAUGAGACAUCUGUGGUGCUGCUGCUGCUGACACUGCUGGUGCUGGGCAUGGUCUGGGUGGCCUCUGCCAUCGUGGGCAACGACGCUGCCAGUCGCCAGUCACUCUACGAUCUCUGGGAAUAUUAUCUGCCCUACCUCUACUCCUGCAUCUCGCUUUUCGGCGUCCUGCUUCUGCUGCUGUGCACCCCCUUUGGCCUCUCCACCAUGUUCACUGUCACUGGGAAGCUGCUGGUGAAACCCCGGCUCCUGGAAGAUCUGGAUGAGCAGCUGAGCUGCACAAGGUUUGAGGAAGCCGCUGUGUCCCACAGGAUCCGCUCUGCAGGCAAAGCUUCCUGCUGGCUUAAUCUGGACAUGGAGAUGCUGCGGGAGCAAUUCUUUGCCAUCCGGAGCAAGAGGCGGAAGCUGGAGCUGCGGCAUCGAGCAUCGCCCUGGCAGAGGAACCUGGGCUACCCCCUGGCCAUGCUGGGCCUCCUGGCACUGACAGGCAUCUCUGUGCUCAUUGUCUGCUUCCAUGUCCUGGAGCUGCUGCUGGACGAUGCCGCGAUGCCACGGGGCAUCCAGGACGCAUCCCUGGGCCAGGUUUCCUUCUCCAUCUUUGGUUCCUUUGGAGCUGCACUGCAGGUUGUCCUCAUUUUCUACCUAAUGCUCUCCUCUGUCGUGGGCUUCUACAGCUCCCCCCUGUUCACUCGCCUGCUGCCGGAGCGGCAGGACACCCCCCUCACCAAGAUCAUCGGGAACUGUGUCUCCUUGCUGGUGCUCAGCUCAGCGCUGCCCGUCUUCUCCAGGACACUGGGGAUCACCCGUUUUGACCUCCUGGGGGAUUUUGGCCGCUUCAACUGGUUGGGGAACUUCUACAUUGUCUUCCUCUACAACAUGGGCUUCGCGGGGCUCACCACGCUGUGCCUGGUGAAAAGGGUCUCCUGGGCGGUGCAGGCCGAGCUCAUCCGUGCCUUUGGUCUGCACAAGCUGCCGCUGCCCGUGACGCGCUGCCAGACCCGCAGCAAGCCCUGCUAGGGCUGGGGGACAGGAAUGUGUCCCCCCACCCCCAACUCUGGUGGUCCCCAGGGUGGCUGCCAGCCACAGAGCUGGCCCUGAUAGCACCUGGUGCCUCAGGGACAUCAGAGCCCCUCAGGGAAAGCUGAGACACCUUUGGGGGUUGCCCCCCCUGCUCUGUCUCAGCUGUUGUGCUACUGAGCCUUGGCCUUGAGCCACAUCCCCAAGGGGAGUGGGGUCCCCUCGAGGCUGCGCUGGCUGCAGCCCCCCACCCCCCGUUACAUACCUCGUGCAACAACAGCCGGGCCCCCCCCGACCUCCCCUGGCUGCUCCCUGGGGUCUGGUUGAAUUUUAAAUGUUGCCCCACCUGGGGACUCUCCCGACACUGUAGAAGGGGGUCCUGUGCUCCCUGCCCAGAGUCACCCCACACUCCAUCCCUGUGUCACUCUGGGGCUGCAGGGGGGCACUGUUUGUCCCCUGCCCACCCCGAGGCCUUUGGGGUCCCUAAUAGGGCGGCCUGGGGUGCAGGGGACAAGCUCCCCCCCCCCCCCCCCCCCGGCAGCUUGAUAUGAUGAGUAUGUCGGGUCUCUGUUACAACAGAACUUGUUUGGAGAAAUAAAUAGUGACUGGUUUUUAUA
Vidua macroura (Pin-tailed whydah) is the source of this 2271-nucleotide messenger RNA. It is a transcript of the gene LMBR1L, whose product is annotated as limb development membrane protein 1 like. Gene Ontology annotation, biological process: signal transduction; receptor-mediated endocytosis. The coding region runs from base 551 to 1654 and encodes 367 amino acids. Gene Ontology annotation, molecular function: transmembrane signaling receptor activity. The transcript is spliced from 18 exons. The record is from RefSeq and is a predicted model, not a curated record. NCBI's taxonomy places the organism in Eukaryota, Metazoa, Chordata, Aves, Passeriformes, Viduidae.